UUUCCUCCAUCUCAAAAAGAAAUCUAUAUAGUAUAUUGCAUACAUUAUCCAUUCAAUUUACGAGCCAAUGAACUUAAUAUGUGAACCGACCACCGCAACUCGACCAACUCACCCUUCUUCACUCUUCCCACAAAUUGCAAGAUGCAAAUCCAUCAAACAACUGAAACAAAUUCACGCCCACUUCAUCAAAACUGGCCUUAUCGGCGAUCCUCUAGCUGCAGCCGAAAUUCUGAAAUUUCUGUCCGUCUCCGACCGCCGGGACCUCAAAUACGCCCGUAAGUUUUUUACCCAAAUGAAUAAUCCCAAUUGCUUUUCUUGGAACACAAUCAUCAGAGCUUUUGCCGAAACUGAUGAUGAUGAUUACAAGAACCCAUUAGAGGCAUUGGGUUUUUUUGGUCAGAUGUGCAGUGAAGGUCUUGUAGAACCCAAUAGAUUCACUUUCCCUUCUGUUUUAAAAGCAUGUGCUAAAAUGGGAAGGAUUCAAGAAGGAAAAGAGAUUCAUGGGUUUGUUGUUAAAUUAGGAUUGGAUAAUGAUGAAUUUGUUGCUAGCAAUCUUGUUAGAAUGUACGCCAUGUGUGGAGUUAUGGAGGAUGCUUAUUUAUUGUUCAGUAAUUAUGUUUCUCAUUUUGAUAAUAAUUCCACUAAAUUAGUGAGAAAUAAGAGAAUGCAAGAGGGUGUUGUUGUCUUAUGGAAUGUGAUGAUCGAUGGAUUUGUAAGGCUUGGCGACAUUGGAGCUUCCAGGAAGUUGUUCAAUAAAAUGCCUCAAAGAAGUGUUGUGUCAUGGAAUGUAAUGAUUUCGGGGUAUGCACAAAAUGGGUUUUUUAAGGAGGCAAUGGAUGUCUUUCAUGAUAUGCAAAUGGGAGAUGUGUCCCCAAAUUAUAUCACUUUGGUUAGUGUUCUUCCUGCUAUUUCGCGCUUGGGUGCACUAGAAUUAGGUAAAUGGGUGCAUUUGUAUGCAGAGAAGAAUGAAAUUGAGAUUGAUGAUGUGCUUGGUUCUGCUGUAAUUGAUAUGUAUGCAAAGUGUGGGAGCGUUGAGAAGGCAAUUCAAGUAUUUGAAAAGAUAGAAAAUAAAAAGAAUGCUAUUACUUGGAGUGCUAUAAUUGGUGGGCUUGCCAUGCACGGUCGAGCAAAUGAUGCUCUUGAUUAUUACAGAAAGAUGCAACAAGCAGGUGUAACUCCUACUGAUGUUGUGUAUAUCGGUUUAUUGAGUGCUUGUAGCCAUGCUGGUUUAAUUGAAGAGGGUCGUUCAUUAUUCAAUCAUAUGGUUAAGGUUGUUGGUAUAGAACCUAGGGUCGAACAUUAUGGAUGCAUGGUUGAUCUUCUAGGUCGUGCUGGGCUUUUGGAAGAAGCUGAACAACUUGUCCUAAACAUGCCUAUUCGACCGGAUGAUGUAAUAUGGAAAGCAUUACUUGGUGCUUGUAAAAUGCAUGGAAACGUAAAGAUGGGUGAACGUGUUGCAAGGACUUUGAUGAAGUUGUUUCCACAUGACAGUGGAUCUUAUGUAGCUCUCUCCAAUAUAUUUGCCUCUAGGGGAAAUUGGGUUGGAGUUGUAGAAGUAAGGCUAAAAAUGAAGGAAAUGGAUGUAAGGAAAGAUCCCGGUUGUAGUUGGAUUGAGAUUGAUGGGGUGAUUCAUGAAUUCCUAGUAGAAGAUGAAUCCCAUCCUAGAGCAAAAGAAAUCCGUUCAAUGUUGGAGGAAAUUUCGAACCGAAUAAGAUCUGCAGGUUACAGGCCGAAUAUUACACAAGUCUUGCUCAAUAUGGAUGAAGAAAAAAAAGAAAGUGCAUUACACUAUCAUAGUGAGAGGAUUGCUAUUGCCUUUGGUUUAAUCAGUACAAGACCCCAAACACCACUCCGGAUUGUUAAGAACCUUCGUGUUUGUGAAGAUUGUCACUCUUCGAUUAAGCUAAUUUCAGAGAUAUAUAAGCGUAAGAUUAUUGUUAGGGACCGGAAGCGUUUCCACCAUUUUGAGAAAGGAGUAUGUUCUUGUAUGGACUAUUGGUAGCUUCUUGUCUUGCCUCUUUUCAUUGGCAGGGUUUAUAGAUUUACCACAAGUUUGUUUGUAGAUUUACCACAAUAUUUUCCUGGUAGUGUACUUGGUCCAGAUGCUAUUGCCUCCAGAAUUGCCAACUUGCCCAAUUAAGGCCAGCUUCUCAGCUUCCAGCCCGGCCCUUUAUAGAGCUAGCCUAGCUUAUUCACCCAAAUUAUUGCCAUAAUCCAAAAUUUGAAAUGGCCAAGGCCCAAUUGUCUGUUUUUGGCAAUAAUUUUUUAAAGCAGGUUUUAGCAUUUAUUUUAAAUUAAUUUCGAGA
Molecule: messenger RNA, 2306 nt
Organism: Jatropha curcas
Lineage: Eukaryota; Viridiplantae; Streptophyta; Magnoliopsida; Malpighiales; Euphorbiaceae
Gene: LPA66
Product: Pentatricopeptide repeat (PPR) superfamily protein
Biological process (GO): RNA modification
Molecular function (GO): protein binding; zinc ion binding; RNA binding
Source: RefSeq, a predicted model, not a curated record